Lachancea fermentati is the source of this 336-nucleotide messenger RNA. NCBI's taxonomy places the organism in Eukaryota, Fungi, Ascomycota, Saccharomycetes, Saccharomycetales, Saccharomycetaceae. The record is from the annotation of a GenBank genome assembly.
AUGCUUCGUCAACAAGUUCGCGCGUUCCACGCAUCCAGCAAGAGAAUGAAUUUUUCCAAGAUGACAAUCGUGGGCCGCAUAGGUUCCGAUUUCACAGAAUACACUUCCAGCAACAACAACAAGUACUUGAAAUAUAGUAUUGCGUCGCAGCCUAGAAGGGACGGACCUACCAAUUGGUUCAACAUCACUGUCUUCAGUGACCCCCAGAUGAACUUUCUUACUCAAUACGUUAGAAAGGGCGCCCUAGUUUACGUCGAGGCAGACGCCGCGAAUUACUCGUUCGAGAGAGAAGAUGGUUCCAAGGGUACAUCUUUGAGUUUGGUGCAAAGUAUGUAA